CGAGUGUCUUUGGCCUCUGCAUCUACAGGGACGGACGAAACGCCGGCGGCAUUUUCAUUCAUUGUCACGACAUCGAUCCUUCCCUGGAUUGAUUGCCGCCCCUACAACAUCAUGCAGCGUCGUGAAUCUUUGUCGACAGGAAGCACGCUCGUAUGGGUCCCUCAUGAAAAGCAAGUGUGGAAGAAGGCGCAAGUGAUUCAGAGGGUGUCCGAGUUUGAGGUCGAAGUUAGCUUAGUUACGGACGACGCCAGCGAUGCGCACGACCCUGAGGACGGCAUCGUCAAGAGAUAUGACGUGCGCGAGAUUGCGAAGCUGGCAGGUGAAGUGUCAGCCACAGCCAUGCCCAUCUGCAAUACAUUUGGCAAAUUCGGCGUCCCUGACAUGUGCACACUCAACCACCUCCACGAACCGGCCGUCCUGAAGAACCUGCAGCUGCGGCAUGCGCUGUACGUCCCAUACACAUACACAGGGCAGAUUUGCAUUGCCGUGAACCCGUACAAGUGGCUCGACUUGUAUCGAAAGGAUUUGUACGGAAAAUACCUCGAACUACCACGAGGCGACCUACCGCCGCAUCCGUUUGCCCUGUCGUCAAGCGCAUAUAUCGACAUGCAGGAAAACGGCAUCGAGCAAAGCAUCUUGGUGAGCGGCGAGUCCGGGGCCGGCAAGACUGAAACGGUCAAGAUCAUGAUGAACCACUUGGCGUCCAUCUCUGGCGGCGGAGACCACGGGUCGUUGGUGAUCGACCAAGUGCUCAAGUCGAACCCGCUCCUGGAAGCGUUCGGGAACGCCAAGACAAAGCGCAACGACAACAGUUCCCGCUUUGGCAAGUUUGCGCAGCUCCAGUUCAACGCGGAAGGGCUCUUGGUCGGCGCUCGAUGCGAGACGUACCUGCUCGAGAAGAGUCGCGUGGUGGGCCAAGCCGAGGGCGAGCGCAACUACCACAUUUUCUACCAAGUGUUUUCGCUAGCGCACGAAAUCAAGAAGACGCUGCUCCUGGACGGAUCUGUUGGCGACUACACGUACGUCAGAGUCGGGGAAGGGUCCCGAGUUGACGACAUCGAUGACUCGGAGUAUCUGCAAGAAACCAAAGACGCCAUGGACACGAUCGGGAUCGACUACCGCGAACAGCAGGGCAUUUUCGAGGUCGUGAGUGCGAUUUUGAACCUCGGGGAACUUGCUUUUAAGGCAGAGUCCAGCGACACGAGCUCCGUGUUGUCUGUUGAUCGCUUGCAAGCGAUUGGAAAGCUGCUUCAAACGGACGACGGGGCGUUGCAGCGCAUUCUAACGAACCGGACGAUGGCCGCGCGCGGCGAGACGUUUACGAUUCCGCUGAAUGCGGCGCAGGCAGAAGACCUACGAGAUGCUUUUGCCAAAGGGAUUUACUCCCAGUUGUUUGACUGGCUGGUCGCGCGCGUCAACAACGCCAUUUGCAGCACGCAUCGGAACGUAAAGCACCACAUUGGGCUGCUCGAUAUUUUCGGGUUCGAGUCGUUUGACCACAACGGGUUUGAGCAACUCUGCAUCAACUACGCGAACGAGAAGCUCCAGCAAAAGUUCAACAGCGACAUCUUCAAGACGGUCCAGACCGAGUACAUUGCGGAGGGGAUUCCGUUGGAGCUAGUGUCGUUUGAGGACAACCAGCCGAUCCUGGACUUGAUCGAAGGGCGCAUGGGCCUCGUGGAUCUUCUCAACGAAACGGGCGUGCUGGCAAAAGCGACGGACGCGGCAUUCGUCGGGAAAAUCCACGAAGCGUUCUCGACCCACAAGUACUUUGAAAAACUCCGCACGAACCCGAUGCAGUUUAAGAUUCACCACUACGCGGGCGACGUCAUUUACAACGGCGAGAACUUUCUCGACAAAAACAAGGACACGUUGCCGCCAGACAUGCUCGAGCUCCUGGCGUCGAGCAAGUCGCCGUUCAUCCGUGACGUGUUUCCAGAACUGACCCACGAUAAACCCAACAAACCGGGGCGACGGCAGGGAUUUCUUGUCGGAGCGACAAUUGCCAACUCCUUCCGCAAGCAACUCGGCGAACUGAUGGAGCAAGUCGCCAAGACCACGACGCAGUACGUCCGGUGCAUCAAACCAAACGCAAACAAGAGCGCGAGGGAAUUCGACCGCCAAAUGGUUGUCGACCAACUGCGGUGCGCGGGGGUGAUUGCCGCGAUCCGCAUCAGUCGCGCGGCAUUUCCGAAUCGGCUCACGCUGCACGAGUUCGGCAAGCGAUUUGACGUCAUUUGCCCGCCGAAGCUGCGCCAUGCCGCGCCGGAAGCGAUGGUCCUUGGGCUGUUGGAAAAGCUCGGCAUAACAGACUCGUCGUCCCAGAACGCCAAAUUUGCCAUCGGCAAGUCCAAAGUGUACUUUAGCUCAGGUUUACUGCAGUACUUGGAGGAACAACGAACGGCCGUCCUUCGCAAACAAGCCAUCCUGAUCCAAUCGCACAUGCGCGGCCGCGCCAAGCGCAAGCAGUUCCUGGCCAUCAUCCAGGCCACGCGAACAAUUCAGAAGUUCGUACGAGGGUGGAUCGCGCGGCGCCGGUGGCACGUCCUGUGUCAGGGUAUCCCCCAACUCCAGUCUGUCGUUCGCGGGUUUGUUCAGCGUCGCAAGUUCCGCGUGCUUUUGCACAAAGCUCGUGAGUGCAAUCGGCUUCGCAUGUUGGCCGAGGCGAACGCCCAGUUAGCAUUGAGUGUGCAAAACCAUGUCAAGCGCGAGAGCGAGGAGGCGCCGAUACCGCCUCGGGCACCCCCGACGCCAACGGCGCUGGGAAGUCCAUAUUUCAACGGGGAGAUUCCCGACAGCCCCAAGAAGCGGUACCCCAUGCAGCCCACUUCGUCCGCGGUGGUGUCGGCUAAAGUCCGAGACGACAUGGCGAAGAGCGUCGAAGAAGCGCACGCGAUGGCUGAACAAGCCCGGCAGGCGGCCAAGGAAGCAAUGCAGCUCAACGCGGCGCUCCAAGUUGAAAACGAACAACUCAAGGCGAAACUGACCAAGAACGCGCGCGAGUAUGCCGACGAGGAUUUGCGUCAAGAGAACGAGCGGCUGCGCGCGCAACUAGCAAUGUUGCAGAGCAAAAUCAUUCGUGCGGAUGAAGUCGCACUCCUGUCUGCAAAGGUCGUGGACAGCCGACUCACAUAUCGCGACGGGAAGCAGUUUGUCGAGUACAAGCUCCAGAUUGAAACCAACAACCGCGGCACGUUGUUCGUGUGGCAUCGAUACAGCACGUUUCGAAACCUGGCAACAACGCUCCAGACCAAGAACGGGUAUGCGCGGAAGGACAUCCCGGAGCUGCCCAACAAGACGCUCUUCAACAACUUUACAGACAAAACGGUCCAAGAACGAGUGGAGAAGCUCAACGCGUUCCUCGACGCGGCGACGAAAGCCGAUUAUUUGCAGUGGGGCAUUCGCAUCGAUGCAGAAACGUGCGUGUACAAGCGACGAGUCAAAGGCAGCACCAGUGGCACGUCGUCGUAUAGGGAUUCAAUGAUGUCUCGAGACACGAUGGUCACGGCAAUUCCCACUGGAGGCUUUUCCCCAACAAACUCGGAGCACUCUCGAGCAUCCAUCUCGUCCGGGCCAUCGUCGUCAAAGGAAGAAGGGUCGUCCUUGCUCCGCAGAUCAUUCUUUGGACGGUCGAAGCGUUGACAGAUAGGGCUGGCACACAAUAAGUUGAAUUCGAUUUUAAGUUCUACAUCGCCGUUGGAGAUGCCGUCGAGAAGAGUUGCUUCGAUCGCACAGAACGCGGCGGUCG
Aphanomyces invadans is the source of this 3748-nucleotide messenger RNA. RefSeq lists its product as hypothetical. The record is from RefSeq and is a predicted model, not a curated record. Lineage: Eukaryota; Oomycota; Saprolegniomycetes; Saprolegniales; Verrucalvaceae. Gene Ontology annotation, cellular component: myosin complex; actin cytoskeleton; cytoplasm. Gene Ontology annotation, biological process: actin filament organization; vesicle transport along actin filament. The transcript has 4 exons. Gene Ontology annotation, molecular function: phosphatidylinositol binding; ATP binding; actin filament binding. Bases 112 to 3642 code for a protein of 1176 amino acids.